UAGGUUACUUUCGGCGGAGGUGGUCGCCGGUGUCCUGAAGAGAUCCGCUCCACCCUCAGUAAGCUACGCCUACUGACACGCUUAUACAAGGCUUUUAUGAAACACGCUGCAUCUUGUCUCGACAGACGAUAAACACUGAAACACGGUUUAAUAAGAGUGAAGACUUUUUCCGAGCGUUUUUGUUUCCAUGCUGACCAUGCGUUUCCACGGGUCAAUGAGUGUAUUGGGAACUGCUCUGUUGGUUCUGCUGGCAGGCUGUCAACAAUGUGUCUCAGCUGACAGUGACAUUUUGGCUCCACCAGAAGUCUCGCAGCACAAUGGCACUAUGUAUGCAGCCUGCAAAAUGAGACCCAGCACCUCACUACCUGACGGCCUGCCCAAAGUGUACGGUCAGGUGCUGUUUAAACAGGAUUAUCCUCAUGGAAAACUCAAAGUCCUUCUCCGGUUCAGCGGCUUCCCCAGAGAGGGCAACCCAGAGCUCAGAGCGGUCCACAUCCAUCAGUACGGAGACCUGAGCCGGGGAUGUGACUCCACCGGCGGCCACUACAAUCCACAUGGCGUACACCAUCCAAACCACCCGGGGGACUUUGGGAACUUUGAGUCCCAGCAGGGAAGAAUCACUGCGAUGAUAGAAUCUGAUGCAACGCUGUUUGACGGGCUGUCUGUCAUUGGAAGAGCAGUGGUGGUCCAUGAAAAGAUAGACGACCUAGGGCGCGGUGGAGACGCAGGGAGCCUGCUGCAUGGAAAUGCAGGUCGGAGGCUCGGCUGCUGCAUUAUUGGAAUAUCCUCUCCCAAUCUCUGGAAUACGUAUCAUAAGCAGCAUAACAGGCGAAUGAAAAGAAAUGAUUCCACACACUGAAAAUCAGAUUGUACCUUUGUAUUCAUUAGUUCUUUGAAUUCGUUGUAUUCUGUGUCUCAUACUCUAUCACAAUUAACAGCAGCUUAUCAAAUGUAGGGGAAACUUUCCUUAAGAACUGGUCUGGACCAACUUCAACUAAUUUAAAUAAAUAAAAUAAAUAUGAUACAUUUUGGAUUGCAAUGAAAUUUGGUACAGGCAUUCGUGGUUCCCAGAGGAUGUACCCUUGAUUUUGGCGAUCAUCAUAAAGUUAAGACUCCUUACAUAAAACCUAUAUAAGAAGAUACUAUGCAUUACAUACUAUGAUAAAAAGCACUUUGUCACUAUAUUUUAGAUCUUGAUGGACACAGUCUGUCUUUUUUUGGACUGUAUACUUAAAAUACCAUUUCUCCAGAACCAGUAGUUGAAAAUGAUUUAUUUAGCAGAAAUAAAUCCAGUUUUUGUACACAUUCAACUUUCACAGAAUACACACAUGGCUCUAUGUAAUUUCUAUCUGCUGAGUUUGUUUUUUUUCCCUAACGACAAAAACACGGUGCUGGUAAUCUAGAUGUGGCUUUAGUAUGAGUGUGAGAAGAUCUGUUUGCUUGGUGUCGAAUAUGUAAAUCAUUAAUCUGUCAGGAAUAAAAGCAUGGAUUAAAAAAUGAAAACGCAGUUAUCAAUAAUACAUUGUCAUGCAGCAUUUUAUAUAUCUGUGACAGUAUUGUGCUUUUGUAAUUGAAAAUAAAACUUGUGUAAGAAUGCUAAGUUUUAAAGAAACCAACUACAGCAAGGACUGAAGGAGGUAAUGUCUCACAAUAUAAAUGAAUACUAAGAAAUAAAGCAGUUUUUUUUCUCUUAUGUUUGAGGAAACAAAAUAAAACUGCUGCUCAGCUCCUGCA
Molecule: messenger RNA, 1734 nt
Organism: Lates calcarifer (barramundi perch)
Lineage: Eukaryota; Metazoa; Chordata; Actinopteri; Centropomidae
Product: superoxide dismutase 3
Exons: 2
Coding region: 188-859 (223 amino acids)
Biological process (GO): removal of superoxide radicals
Molecular function (GO): superoxide dismutase activity; copper ion binding
Source: RefSeq, a predicted model, not a curated record